GAAAGGGAAACCCCCCUCGAAGCAGGAAACUACAACGAGUCGUAAUUUUCGCGAAAGUUGCGCGUUUGUGUCGGGAAUAUUAGAUGUUUAGUGUAAACGGUGGCGUUAAGAGUUGGAUUUGUCAGGGGCGCCAAAUUGGCCGAACAAUAUUCGUAGAACGCUCGCCUUCAGGAGAGGCAAAAGCUAGGAGCAACAGCAGCUUUCACAUUCCCGAGAAGGCCACCAACGCGAGGCAGCACGAUGAAUUCGUUUCUCCGUGGGUCUAUGAACUAUGUCUGGUGCACGACCAGCGUGCUGGGUAAGGGUGCCACCGGGGCCGUUUUUCAGGGUGUGAAUAAGCACAACGGUGAGCCGGUGGCCGUGAAAACGUUCAAUCAGCUGAGUCACAUGCGACCACCGGAUGUGCAGAUGCGGGAGUUCGAGGUGCUGCGGAAGGUGAAACACAACAACAUCGUGAAGCUGCUCGACAUCGAGGACGAUCAGGAGGGGCGCGGCAAGGUGAUCGUCAUGGAGCUGUGCACGGGCGGUAGUUUGUUUAACAUUCUGGACGAUCCGGAAAACACGUACGGAUUACCGCAGCGUGAGUUCCUACUCGUGCUCGAGCACCUGUCGGCCGGUAUGAAGCACCUGCGCGAUAACAACCUGGUACACCGUGAUCUAAAGCCCGGUAACAUCAUGAAGUACAUCUCGGAGGAUGGCCAAACGAUCUACAAGCUGACGGACUUUGGAGCGGCCCGUGAGCUAGAGGAAAAUCAACAGUUUGUCUCGCUUUACGGCACCGAAGAGUACCUGCAUCCGGACAUGUACGAACGAGCGGUGCUACGUAAGUCGAUCAAUCGUAGUUUCACCGCCAACGUCGAUCUGUGGUCGAUCGGGGUAACGCUGUAUCACGUAGCAACGGGCAAUCUGCCCUUUCGACCCUACGGUGGUCGAAAGAACAAGGAAACGAUGCACCACAUCACAACGAAGAAGGCGCCGGGUGUCAUUUCCGGUACGCAGACGAGCGAAAAUGGACCGAUCGAAUGGUCCAAAACGCUACCGGCGCACUGUCAGCUGAAGGCAGGCCUCAAGUACCUGGUAACACCGCUGUUGGCCGGACUGCUCGAGGAAAGCCAAACGCGUAUGUGGUCGUUCGACAAGUUUUUCUUCGAGGUGCAGAACAUUCUUAACAAAACGGUCCUGCACAUCUUCUACGUGAACCGGGCUACCUCGAUCGAAGUGUACAUGGAACCGGAGCAAACGUACAUUCAUCUAAAGGAGCACAUCGUGGCGCAAACCGAGGUGCCACAUGCCUCGCAGCUCUUGCUGCUCGAUAAUGAGCUGUUCGAGAUCAAAGUGGGCCCGAAUACGAGUGCACGUGGCUAUCCUUCGACGGAAGCAACCAAUCCGGUGAUGCUGUUCAACACCGAGAACUACAACGUCAUUCUUCCGACCGAGUGGGAUUUGCCAAAGUUUCCCUCCUUCCCGAACGGCGUGUCCGUCGAGAACGAUGCGAGCCUGGCGAAGGUGGCCUGUAGUGUGGGGCAUGAGUGCAAGCGACGCAUCGAGAACUAUUCGCUACUCGAUGCCCUCAUGAACAAGGCAGUACUGCAAUCGUCCGGUUUUCUGAGCGGCUUGCUCGAGAAGCUGCUCAAACGAACGCACCACCUGGAGGAUAUUGAAAGACUGAUCUAUGAGCUGGCGAGAAUGUUCGAUGUAGCGGCCACAAAUCAUGAAACUUAUCAAAAAGCGGCCGCAUCAAUUCUGGCAGCGUAUAAGAAGAAGAAAACCGACUUCCAGGCCGUAUCGGAACCGAUCCAGCAGCUGCACACACGCUUCGUCGAGGAGGAAUCGUUGGUGCGCGAGUGGAACUCGGGCUACAGGGCGCUCCGUACGCCGAACAAAAACCGUGACAGUGAAAAAUCAAAAUCCCUCGUCGACCGGUUGCGCGACUCCUGGCAGCAUCUGCUGCGUGAUCGGGCAACCCGUUCGCUCACCUACAACGACGAACAAUUCCACGUGCUGGAGAAGGUGAAGAUCACCGAGACGGGCAAGCGGUUAAAGGCGCUGCUGAACGAUAGUGUCCGGCAAGCGAUCGAGCAGGAGGCCGAAUGUUUGGCCGAUUGGUACAAGAAAGCCCAAACCAUUUUUCUGCAAGCCAAAUUCCUCCACAACGAUGUCGGUGCCUACCUCGAUGGGUUCUACGAUUUGCGCGAUCAGUUGCUGCAGCAUCGGGAGGACCUAAAAGAGGACCUUAGUACGGAUGGGGAGGUAUCGUCCACGAUCGCAAGCAAACCGCUACCAGCGCCUAGCCCGGCACUGCCAUCGAAAGAUACGGCCGAUCAUACCACCACCGAAAAUGGGCAGAUGGCGCGCAAGAACCAGUACAGACUGUUAUGCUACACGAAUUUGUACUCCCAGUUAAGGAACACCAGCAGUAUGGUGCAGGAAAACAAUGAUCUACUUGAGGCAAUACAAGCACUGCUGAAAGAGGCUGGAGAAUGACAAGGGCGCGGAUUGAGUGUGGGAUGACGGAAGGACAACGACACUAGGCGAUGCGUUGCUCCUGUUCGUAAUGUGAUGUUCCAUGCAGUCUUCACUGAUGAUACUAGGCUUAAAUAGAACACUGACCAAACUAAGAUGACUGUAAAUAUCUCUCUCGUAUAGCGUUAUGCUUUAAAGAGUAUUGUGCGUUAGUAUUCGUUAUAUUUCCCGCAUUACUGCGGAAUGAGAUCAUGUAUUUUUUCACUCCUACACGGACACAAUAAACAAAGUAUAUUUCAACAAUAUGCAU
Molecule: messenger RNA, 2773 nt
Organism: Anopheles darlingi
Lineage: Eukaryota; Metazoa; Arthropoda; Insecta; Diptera; Culicidae
Gene: IKKepsilon
Product: inhibitor of nuclear factor kappa-B kinase subunit epsilon
Exons: 5
Coding region: 241-2484 (747 amino acids)
Biological process (GO): peptidyl-serine phosphorylation
Cellular component (GO): cytoplasm
Molecular function (GO): protein serine/threonine kinase activity; ATP binding
Source: RefSeq, a predicted model, not a curated record